GGGCGCUGAAACUACCAGCAUCCAAAAUCAGUCUUUGGCCAUACUUCGGUAGAGACGGUCGUGCUCCGGUCUUAAAUUCACCGGUCGUACUCGAUAACAUAAAUAUAUCACAAGAAAUUAUUAUAUGAAUUUUAAAAUUAAAAAAAGUUGUGCAGUGCGGAAGUUUAAAUGUUCGUAAUCACCACAGUUUGGUGCAGUAAAUGUUAAAAUCGCGAGGUAUUUAAAAAUAUAGUUUUUCCGAUUUUGUCGCCAUAGUUUGGUGGAUUUUAGAAUGCAAUUGUGACCAAAAUUAAAAUGGCUUCUUACCUCUAUUUCCUUCCUUUACUACUCACAAUCUCGCUAACUUCAAGCGAAUAUUUUGCUACUGAUUCCUCUUCACAACCACUUCGUUACGAAGCCCCUGAUGAUUGCCAAUGGUGGAUCCGAGAACCCGCAGUGGCUGGAGGGCAGGAUGAAGUUUCUUUGACGUGCAACCUGAGAACUAUCAACAGUGAGUUUGACACCACCAAUUUCAGUGUUAUACCAUCAGAACAUACUACAUCCCUUAGGAUUGAAUGUAAUGGUGAUAUUAUGUCAAGGAGCAGUUUGGAUGACAAGAGUUUCAUACAUCUAAUAAAACUACGAGCACUGGAAUUGGAACAUUGUAAACUCGGAAGAUGGCCUUCAGGAACUUUGCUUGGAUUACGUGAUUUAAGAAAUUUAACAAUUAAAACUCACAACACUGAUUGGCCCGCUAUGAACUUGGACUUUGCUAGAGACAGUUUUCUUCCUGUAAGACAGCUCGAACGGCUGGAUUUGAGCUGUAAUAAUAUUUGGUCUUUUCCAGAAAACAUUUUUUGCCCUCUUAUCAAUCUAGUGCACUUAAACGUGAGUGAAAAUCGUUUACAAGACGUAAGUGACCUCGGUUUUCGUGAAAAAGCUCCAGGAUUACCACAACCCUUGAUUAGUGUAGCUGAAGAUGACCAUCCUCAACACACCGAAACGACUAGGACACUAACGAAUCCAUGUAACUUAGAUAUUCAGGUACUAGAUUCAUCCUUUAACCACUUUGUUUUAAUACCAGCUAGUGGUUUUAGUGUGUUACGUAGACUACGUGAAUUGUAUAUUCAUAAUAAUGAAAUUUCAAUGGUGGCUGAUAAAGCCUUAGCUGGGUUAAAAUCGUUACAAAUUUUCGAUUUAUCUAACAACAAGGUUGUCGCUCUACCAUCAGAACUUUUCAAAGACAGCGUAGGUUCGAUUAAAGAAAUUUAUUUGCAAAAUAAUUCUAUAAGUGUCUUAGCCCCGGGAUUAUUUGCUAAUUUAGAGCAGCUAUUAGCUCUUGAUUUAUCAAGAAAUCUAUUGACAAGUUCCUGGAUAAAUGCAGAUACAUUUUCAGGACUAAUACGCUUAGUUCUCCUAAAUUUAUCCUAUAACCGUAUCAGCAAACUCGAUCCAACUUUUUUCAGAGAUCUAUAUACUCUACAAAUUCUAAAUUUAGAGCACAAUUCACUCGAAACUAUUCCCGCAGAUACUUUUGCUCCGAUGAAUAACUUGCAUACGUUGAUCCUUUCUUAUAAUAAAAUCACGUAUCUCGAUGCUUUCUCUUUAAACGGUCUCUAUGUAUUAUCCUUACUAGCUCUAGAUAAUAAUUUACUUGAAGGAAUCCAUCCCGAAGCUUUUAGAAAUUGUUCGAGUUUACAAGACCUGAAUUUAAAUGGGAAUUUAUUAAAAUCUGUACCGUUAGCUUUGAAAGAUAUGAGACUUAUGCGAACAGUUGAUCUAGGCGAAAAUGUUAUUGAUUCACUCGAAGAUCCCGGAUUUAGAGGUAUGAGCAAUCUUUAUGGGCUCAGACUAAUUGGAAAUAAAAUAACCAAUAUAAGCAAUAGAAUGUUCUCAGAUUUACCAGCGUUACAGAUUUUAAAUUUGGCUAGAAAUAAAAUCCAAAAAGUAGAAAAAGGUUCUUUUCAAUACAGCCCUAAUCUUCAAGCUAUCAGAUUAGAUGCCAAUCAAUUGACUGAUGUUAGCGGUUUGUUCGCGGAAAUUCCUAGUUUGUUGUGGCUAAACGUAUCUGAUAAUCAAAUUGAGUGGUUCGAUUAUGCCUUGAUUCCACACGGAUUGCAGUGGCUUGAUAUGCACAAAAAUAACGUAAGAGAACUAGGAAACCAUUACAAUUUAGAUUUUGAUUUAAAAUUACAAACUUUAGACGCAAGUUUUAAUAAAUUAACUCGUAUAAAUGCAGCUGCAGUGCCGUCUAAUAUCGAACUGCUAUUUUUAAACGACAAUUUAAUUAAUACAGUAGAACCUCACACGUUUUUAAAGAAAACUAACCUGACAAGGGUAGAUUUAUAUGCAAAUCAGAUAGUAAGCAUGGAUUUAAACGCCUUAAGGUUAACCCCGGUCGAUCCCGAAAAACCCUUGCCAGAAUUUUAUAUCGGCGGCAACCCUUUUCAGUGCGAUUGCACGAUGGAGUGGCUACAACGUAUAAACAAACUAGAUCACUUAAGACAACAUCCUAGGGUAAUGGAUUUGGAAUCUAUUUAUUGCAAGCUUUUAUAUAACAGAGAAACUAAUUAUUUACCCUUAAUAGAAGCGGAAUCAUCACAAUUUUUAUGUACUUAUAAAACGCACUGUUUCGCUUUGUGUCACUGUUGCGAUUUUGACGCAUGUGAUUGUGAAAUGACAUGUCCCACAAAUUGUACUUGUUAUCAUGAUCAAUCGUGGUCUGCAAACGUCGUAGAAUGUUCCAAUGUUGGUUAUACAGAAAUGCCCAGUAGAAUCCCAAUGGACGCCACUGAAGUUUACUUAGACGGCAAUAAUUUCGGCGAAUUAUCCAGUCAUGCUUUUAUCGGAAGAAAAAAUUUAAAAGUUUUAUAUGCUAAUAAUUCUAAUAUCGCCGCAAUCUAUAACCAUACGUUCAGCGGUUUAAAAAGAUUAACAAUAUUACAUUUGGAGAAUAAUCACAUAAAACAGUUAUUGGGAUUCGAAUUAGAAAGUUUGGAGUACUUAAAGGAACUGUAUCUACAAGGUAAUUUAAUUCAUUACAUAGAUAAUAGAACGUUCUUGCCUUUAAAGCAAUUGGAGGUAUUAAGAUUAGACGGAAAUCGUUUAUACUCCUUUGAAGUUUGGCAGUUCACGCUAAAUCCGUAUUUAGUAGAAAUUGGCUUAGCUUACAACCAAUGGUCUUGUGAUUGUGCUUACAUUUCUAAAUUUAAAACGUGGCUGCAGGUCAACUACGGAAAAGUCGAGGAUGCCACAAAAAUAAUGUGUAUGUACAAUAACGUGACUAAAGCUUUGGGACCUAAUAUUUCGGAUUUUAACGGGACGUCCUGCGUAAAUGUUUUUUCGGGAAGUAACAGGGCUGUAGUUGAGACACAGGCUAUGAACGAUUAUUUACCUUUAUUAUUAGUAACUAUGUGCAUUUUCAUAGCAAGUGUUGUUAUAGUAUGCGGGGCGUUUUACUACAGACGAGAACUAAGAGUGUGGGUAUAUUCAAGGUGCGGACUUAGAAUGUGUUAUAAAACUACGGCUUUCGAAGAACAACAGGAUAAAGACAGACUUUUCGACGCGUACGUAAGCUAUAGUGUUAAGGACGAAGCCUUCGUUAGUCAAGUAUUAGCACCAGGACUCGAGUCGGGAGAUCCUGGUUACAGACUAUGUUUGCACUACAGAGACUUCAAUGUAUCAGCGUACGUAGCUGAUACUAUAAUCGAGGCAGUAGAAUCAUCGCGUAGGACUAUAAUAGUUUUAUCAAAGAACUUUAUUCAUAACGAGUGGUGUAGAUUCGAAUUUAAAAGUGCGCUACACGAGGUUCUAAAAGACCGCAGAAGGAGACUUAUCUUCAUAGUGACCGGGGAGUUGCCUCAGAGAGACUUAGAUCCCGAUUUAAGACUAUAUUUGAAGACUAAUACGGUUAUCGAGUGGGGGGAUAGGCAGUUUUGGCAAAAGUUGCAAUUUUCUAUGCCAGAUAUUCGAAGGCCAUGCAUCCACCAAAGAUCUUCGGUGAAUAUCUAUGCCACGGCGACGCCCACACAUUUAGAUAGCAGAGACAGGAGUCCGGCUUUACCACCUCCUCCACCUCCCGGGAAAUUGCCGCCGUUCCUGCAACAUUCCUCAAGUUUGCCACGUGACAACCGAACGACGAUGCCGCAUCCUUUGUGGGCGUAGCGGAUGUUUUUUAGCAGCGUGCUUGACUGAGAGGGCUUACGGACUGACUAGACUCGGCGGAAAACUUAAAACAGUGAAGAAGAUGCGAGACAAGGCCAAUACUUACCGAGAAUGGGUCGAAGCUCAUUCCAGAUGAGAAGAUAUAUUUUAGCCUAGCUUCUUUUUCGAUUUAAAAUUUCGAUAUCUGUAAAAAAAUAAUAUUUAUCUCAAAUUCCUUUUACUUAACUGUGAUAUGUAUAUAUGUAAUUAGAAAUAAAUAAUUUUUAAUUUAUUUUAAUCCUGC
This is a messenger RNA of Psylliodes chrysocephalus, 4426 nucleotides long. The record is from the annotation of a GenBank genome assembly. Lineage: Eukaryota; Metazoa; Arthropoda; Insecta; Coleoptera; Chrysomelidae.